UGUACUGUGUACAUAAUCAUUGAAUAUCUUGUGGUUAGUUUUGAUGUUGAAACGCUCACAUUUUUGUUUUUGACUAAUUUUUUUUUUGAAUUUAACUUAUUAUAUUUUUGAAGUGUUAUUUUAAAGUUUCAUGUUGUUAUAUUUGAUCAUUCGUGAACUUGUUAUCCGUCGAUCGCCGAUUUAUUAGCGAAAAUCAACACACAGUGAAACAGUAUAUUUUUUUACAGAGCGCCAAUGUUAUCAUCGUCCUGAUCGACUGAUGUAGAAAUGGGAAUUUGUGUGAAAAAUUAAAAAAAAAAAAUUACACAACACCACACCGGUAAUACCGCCCACUGCGUUUUUCCCUCGACAUAAUACUCAUUGAUCUCUAUUUAAAACACUACUAGACCUCACUUAGUUGGUCAUUUAAAAUGAGUUACGGCGAUUCAGAAGCAAAAAUGAACCUCUCCGCGCUGCAACGAGUCGACCCGUACGUGGAUAGCAUUGUGCAAACGGCUGGACACGUUGCACUGUAUUCGUUUAACGCCGAUGUAAAUGCGUGGCAAAAAACCAAUAUCGAGGGCACGCUACACGUUUACAGCAGAUCGGCCGAACCUUUUCACAGUCUAAUGAUAAUGAACAGAUUGAAUACGAAUAACUUGACAGAGCCAAUUGAAAACGGACUGGAUCUUCAACUUCAGGAACCGUUUUUGUUGUACAGAAACUCUAAUAAUUCGAUUUACGGCGUUUGGUUUUAUGACAAACAAGAUUGUACCAAAAUAUCUACGCUGCUAAAAACACUAGUAAAGAAUUUGGCCGAGAAACAAAAUGAAAAAUCCACUAAAAAAGAAACGGGUUCUGCAAAAAGUAUCGAUCUCGUUUCGAUGCUGAGCAGAGCUCAAGAAGAUUAUAGGGCUAACAAGACCAGUACCAAAGGAACUGUAACGCCGACCAAAAAAAUCGAGGAAAGCGCUCCCCCUCAGUGCGUGAUGGACUUCUUUGCCAAGGCGGGAAGCGGGAAAAAUUUUUCCGAAGGAUUACCGUCGUUGUCGAAUUACGCGAGUACCCAAACGCCCGCGUUAAAAGUCGGGUCAAAGGAAAACCUCAUGCACAAGCUAAUGGCCAGCCCGAUCCACACUGUGGAACAGAUCGAAAUGCAACAGCGAUCGGUAACGCCCAGGGCGGACGUUCCGGUAGCCGUAUCGCCGGCCGCCGAGCGUGCCAAGCCAGUGAACCAAUGUCUGUUCAGCAAUCCAAAGCCUCGGACUUCCUCGAAUCAAUCUACGACCCCCCAACAGCAAGAGGACAGCAAUGGACACGUUCACCGUAGUAACGGAUAUCAUAAAACUAAAGAAAGUCAUUAUAGCGCGUCGCUAAUUGAACAGUUUCUCAAUGCCAAUGAAUCCUCUAUUGACAAAUCUGACACGGCAAUGGGUUCGACGUCCUCGAUAAGUAAGAUAGUAGAAUCGCAUAGGAACACGAUCGAGUCGGAUGAACUAAUGCCGCCCACCAGAUUCAUCAUGGACGAUUUCGAAGACGAACUCGUCACGUCUUCCGUUAACGCGAUGACGCUGAACGAACCCAAACUGCCGGCGGCGUCCAAACUCGAACCCUUGACGAAAAAUCAGUUGCUGCAGGCUUUCGAUUACUUGUUGAAAAACGAUCCGGAUUUUAUGGUGAAAAUACACGAAGCCUACGUCAAAUCGUUGUUAAGAAAUUAAAUCUUAGCGCAUCCUAAAAUAUUCCAUUACUUUAACACACGAGUAACAAAAUCACUUCAAUAGAAAAAAAAAACUUUAUUUUGACAAAAACAAACAAAAUUGCAUACCAUUAUUUCACCCUGACCGCGAUAAUGUAUAUGUAUAAGGAAUACAUAUAUAUACGUAUUAUAUAUUGCCGCGAAUUAAAACGAAAGAUAUUUUUAUGUUUUAAAAAUCUCGACCAAUAUAACAGUUUUAAAAUAAAAUAUCCACAGUAGUCAUUUAAAUUAUUUUGAUUUAUUUUUCGCAUUAUGUAAACAUUUGGAUUAUAAAAAAUAAUUUAAAAAAUUGACCUCAUUAUUAUUUUAUAUAAAAGUAAAUACAGCGUACUUUUUGUCAAUGGUAUAUUUAUUUAAUAUUAAGAAUUUCAUUAAUUUCCUGCUCGAACAUUGUUUUGCAAUUUA
Molecule: messenger RNA, 2143 nt
Organism: Adelges cooleyi (spruce gall adelgid)
Lineage: Eukaryota; Metazoa; Arthropoda; Insecta; Hemiptera; Adelgidae
Gene: DCP1
Product: mRNA-decapping enzyme 1B
Biological process (GO): deadenylation-independent decapping of nuclear-transcribed mRNA; deadenylation-dependent decapping of nuclear-transcribed mRNA; positive regulation of catalytic activity
Cellular component (GO): P-body
Molecular function (GO): mRNA binding; enzyme activator activity
Source: RefSeq, a predicted model, not a curated record